CUGCUGCACGCGGGCGCGGCGGCGGCGCUGGCGGCGGCGCCGGGCGCGCGGGAGCUGUACUGGCUGGAGCCGCGCGGCGCCGAGCUGUGGCGCGCGCCCUACGCGGGCCCGGCGCAGCUGCUGGCGCGGCUGCCGGCGCAGCGCCACCACCCCGUGGCGCUGACGCUGCACCGAGACACGCUCUACUGGCUGGACACCGCGGCGCACCGCGGCAGCGUGCUGGCGGCGCCGCGCGACAACGUGACGCAGUACCGCGUGCUGCGCGACAACCUCGGCGACUCGCUCAAGGACCUCAAGGUGUGGUCCCGCGCGGCCCAGACGCCGCCGCCGGGCGCCGCCUGCGCCGACCAGUGCGCCGCGCUGUGCCUGUGGGACGGCGCGCGCCCGCGCUGCGUGUGUCCGCACGGCCGCCUGGCGCCCGACCAGCGCACCUGCACGCCGUACGAGUCGUUCCUGAUGUACUCGCGCGUCACCGAGAUCGACACCAUCCACCUGCUGGACGAGAAGGACCUGAACUCGCCCUACGAGCCCAUCCAGGACAAGGAGCUGAUGCGGAACGCGAUCAGCCUGGCGUACUGGUACGCGGAGUCGCGGCUCUUCUACUCGGACAUCCAGCGCGGCUCCAUCAACACCGUGCUCUUCAACGGCUCCGCGCACCACGUGCUGCUCGAGCAGACGGGCGCCGUGGAGGGCAUGGUGUUCGCGGCCGACCACGCCACGCUGUACUGGACCAGCACGGGCGCCGCCGUGCGAGCAGCCCACGUGCCCGCGCUGCUGGCGGGCGAGCCCGGCGCCGGCGCGCGCACCGUGCUGCGCCUGGCGCGAGGCUCGCGGCCGCGCGGCGUGGACUACGAGCCCUGCGAGCGCCGCCUCUACUGGACCAACUGGAACGAGUCGCAGCCCUCCAUCCAGCGCGCGCGCGCCAGCGGCCGCCAGCUGCAGACGCUGGUGGCCACGCACAUCCUCAUGCCCAACGGCCUGGCGCUCGACCACGACGCCAAGAAGCUGUACUGGGCCGACGCGCGCCUCGACAAGAUCGAGCGCAUGGACUACGACGGCUCCCGGCGCCGCGUGGUCACGCGCGCGCACACCGACCACCCCUUCGACCUGGCCGUGGCCGGGCCCUGGCUCUACUGGACCGACUGGCUGGCGCACGGCGUGUUCCGCGCCGACAAGCUGGCGGGCGGCGCCACCCCGCUGCGCCGCGACGUGCCGCGCCCCAUGGCCAUCGUGGCCGUGGCGCCGCAGCACCAGACCUGCUCGGCCGACCCCUGCGCCACGCUCAACGGCGGCUGCGCGGAGCUGUGCUCGCUGGACGCGGCGGGCGCGGCGCUGUGCAGCUGCGGCGCGGGGCGCGUGCUGCAGGCGGACGGGCGCGCGUGCGGCGCGGCGGCGGCCGCCUGCCCCGCCGGCCAGUGGGCCUGCGCGGACGGCGCCUGCAUCCCCGAGGAGCUGGUGUGCGACGGCGUGCCGCACUGCGGCGACAGCGCCAGCGACGAGGACCUCUACUACUGCACGUCGCGCGCCUGCGGGCCCGGCACGCUGCGCUGCGGGCUGGGCGGGCGCUGCGUGGCGGCGGCGCGCGCCUGCGACGGCCGCGCUGACUGCGACGACGGCGCCGACGAGGCGGGCUGCGACUGCCCGCCCGAGAACUACCGCUGUGACGACGGCGCCUGCGUGCUGGUCGCCGCCCGCUGCGACGGUGUGCAGAACUGCGCCGACGGCUCCGACGAGCGCGACUGCCCCGCCUGCAUGGGCAGCGAGUGCGCUGCGCCCACCGAGUCGAACGCGAUAAGCAGCAGCACCGAGGCGAGCAGCGAGGCCAGCACGGCGGCGGCGGCGACGUGCGGCGGCGCGCAGUUCACGUGCGGCAGCGGCGAGUGCGUGCCGCUGGCGUGGCGCUGCGACGGGCGCGCGGACUGCGGCGACGCGUCGGACGAGCGCGGCCCGUGCCGGCACGGCAACGCGUCGUGCUCGGCGGAGCAGUUCGCGUGCGGCGCGUGGCCGGUGUGCGUGCCGCGGGGCGCGCGCUGCGACGGCGCGGCGGACUGCCCGCGCGGGGAGGACGAGGCGGGCUGCGAGUGCGCGGCGGCGCGGCGCGCUGCGCGGACUCGGGGCGCUGCGUGGCGGCGGCGCAGGUCUGCGACGGCGCGGCGGACUGCGCGGACGCGUCGGACGAGGCGGGCUGCGCGGGCGCGGCGCAGUGCGGCGCGGGCGCGCUGGGCUGCGCGGGGCGCUGCGUGCCGCGCGAGCUGCAGUGCGACGGCCGCGACCACUGCCAGGACGGCGGCGGCGGCGGCGCCGGCUCCGACGAGGAUCCGCUGCUGUGCGCGGGCUGGGCGCGGUCGGUGGGCGGCGCGUGGGGCGGCGCGGCGUGCGCGCGGGGCUCGUGGGCGUGCCGCGGCGGCGCCUGCGUGCCGCGCGCCGCGCUGUGCGACGGCGCCGACGACUGCGGCGACUACUCCGACGAGACGCACUGCAACGUGGCGGAGUGCUUGUUCGAGAACGGUCAGUGCGCGCACAACUGCUCGGAGCUGGCGGUGGGGCGCGCGUGCUGGUGCCGCGCGGGCUGGCGCCUGGCGGGCGACGCGCGCGCCUGCGCCGACGUGGACGAGUGCGCCGAGGACGCACCCUGCGACCACGCGUGCGCCAACACGCGCGGCUCCUACCGCUGCUCCUGCGCGCCCGGCUACAGGCUGAUGCCCGACCGCGCCACCUGCACGCCCGACACCGAGGAGCGCGCGAGCUUGAUCUUCACGAACCGCUACUACAUCCGGCGCGUGGAGCUGCGCGAGCCGCCGGCGCCGGGCGCGCUGCUGGUGCACGAGCUCAGCAACGCCGUGGCGCUGGACAUGCACUGGGCGGCCGGCUGCC
Messenger RNA from Helicoverpa armigera (cotton bollworm), 2874 nucleotides. RefSeq names its product prolow-density lipoprotein receptor-related protein 1-like. Gene Ontology annotation, cellular component: signaling receptor complex; apical plasma membrane; plasma membrane. The transcript has 11 exons. NCBI's taxonomy places the organism in Eukaryota, Metazoa, Arthropoda, Insecta, Lepidoptera, Noctuidae. The coding region runs from base 457 to 2700 and encodes 747 amino acids. Gene Ontology annotation, biological process: receptor-mediated endocytosis. Gene Ontology annotation, molecular function: protein binding; hormone binding. The record is from RefSeq and is a predicted model, not a curated record.